AUGGGGUCGUUAACGCGCUCCGAGGAGAUGCGUUACUGCCAGAUGAUCGUCGAGAAGGACGCCGCCUUCAAUAUCGUCGCCGAGCUCGGAAAGAAGCCCUACGUUCAGUUCAAAGAUGUCGGUUACUUGUAUUUUGAUCCUGCUCUCAAAAAUAGGCUUUAAGGGAGGAUUUUAAGGAUUUUUAAGCUUGAAGAAGUGCUGAAAGGAGGGGAAAAGCUUUGUCAACCUAAAGAAACAGAUUCGCUAUCAAAACGGUAGACGUUUUUUGGGUUUUUCAUAGCUUUCCAUACGCUCUCCAGCCUCCCAGAUACAUUGGAAAAAAAAAUCCGAGAAGCCUCCAUUUUUUUUUUUGAAAUGUACUUUAUGUUUUUUUGGAAAAAAAGGGAUAGAAAUCCGAUAAAAAAUAAAUUUUUCUCAGAUUUUUUGUAGUUGAAGAAGAUGAUCUAAAGAAAUUUUACUGGUUCUAAAAUCCUUGAAACAAUUUUAGAAUUGUCCAGGUGAAGCAUACAUUUUUUUCAUUUUAAAGCCUGUAAAGGGUCUUGGACCAUAUGAAAGGCGAGACAAUAUGAAACUGAGUUCAAAAAAAAAUGGUAUGAAAACGAAUUUUCAGCUCAACCCAGACGUCAACAGCUUCCAAAGGAUGUUCGUCCGCGAUAUUCGACGUUAUGACGAGUUGGAGCGCAAAUUAAGUCAGUUUCUUUCAAAAAUUUGGAUAAAUCAUGGUUUGGUCGCAUGGAGAAUGGCUCGAAGUUGCGCCCGACUGUGAAGAGUAAUAACUUAUCGCUAAGCGGACAUGCUCCGGACGCUUCUGGGCAUUUCUAGUGACCACUUUAGGAGCGCCAGCACUCUUAAGUGACUCCUAGAAUUACUCCUUUUUUGAUUCUCAAACAGACCGCAGCUCAUUGAGCCGCUCUACAUGUGAAAAAUAUUUAUAUUGAUUUUUUUUUCAGGAUUCCUGGAAUCGCAGAUCGUCAAGGACAACAUCCCGAUUGUCGGCAAAAUUGACGACGGCGACUACAAAGUCCUGCCCAACUCCGAACUGAAUCAACUCGAGGUAGGGCUGGAUACUGUAGCUGAAAAUUAGCUGUGUUUUGAAGGCUUGUAGUGAAAAUGAGGAUAAUUGAAUCAGUUUCUAGUAGUCAAAUCAUCAAUAUUAUCAAAACUUUCGUGUAAAAUAAAAAUUUCGUUGCGGUAAUGAUGGUUAGCAAUUUUUCGAUUUACUGUAGCUUACUGUAGUUCUGAAAAUCUAAUUACAACUUCAAAGUGGGUACUGUAGUUAUACUGUAGUAAAGGUAUUACGGUUCUCAAAACUACCGUGAAAAAAUAUGCUUGCCUUGCAGUAGCUAGGAAUUUAUCAGGUUACUGUAGCUUACUGUAGUUCUGAAAAUCUAAUUAUAACUCCAAAGUAGUUACUGUAGGGAUACUGUAGUAAAGGUAUUACGGUUCUCAAAACUACCGUGAAAAAAUAUGCUUGCCUUGCAGUAGCUAGGAAUUUAUCAGGUUACUGUAGCUUACUGUAGUUCUGAAAAUCUAAUUAUAACUCCAAAGUAGUUACUGUAGGGAUACUGUAGUGAAGGUAUCAGGGUUCUCAAAGCUUCCGUGAAAAUUUAAGCUUGCGAUUCAGUAGCUAGCAUUGUAUGAGGUUACUGCAGCUUACUGUAGUUCUGAAACGCGAGUUUUUACUCCAAAUUAGUUACUUUAGGGAUACUGUAGUGAAGGUAUUAGGGUUCUCAAAGCUUCCGUGAAAAUUUAAGCUUGCGAUGCAGUAGCUAGCAAUGUAUCAGGUUACUGUAGCUUACUGUAGUUCUGAAACGCGAGUUUUUACUCCAAAUUAGUUACUUUAGGGAUACUGUAGUGAAGGUAUUAGGGUUCUCAAAGCUUCCGUGAAAAUUUAAGCUUGCGAUGCAGUAGCUAGCAAUGUAUCAGGUUACUGUAGCUUACUGUAGUUCUAAAACGCGAGUUUUUACUCCAAAUUAGUUACUGUAGGGAUGCGGUACCUAUAAUUCGAGAACAGGUUUUUAAAAUACGAGCUAUAUGCCCCUUUUUCAUUACUGUGGGAUAAGUGACGUCACUGGGGUACUGUAGCUGGGAUUAGGGCUUCUACAGUACUUCUACAGUAUGAUAUAAGUAGUUUUGACGUUAAAGGGGUCUGUAGUCUGUUUGAAAGGGAUAAGGUAGCAUGCGUUAAUGAUAGUUAGCAAUUUAUCAAGUUACUGUAGCUUACUGUAGUUCUGAAAAUCUAUCUAUUACUCGAAAGUAGUUACUGUAGGGAUACGGUAUCAAAAGUUUGAGAAAAAGAUCCAAAAAAGACGAGUUUUAUGUCCCGAUAUGAUGCCAGUGUGAUCAGGGAUGUUACUGUGGUACUGUAGCUUUUUAUGAGACUCCUACCGUAUUGCUACAGUAGGAACAGAUAAGAAAGAAACUCACAAAUGGUCUUUAGUUUGUUGGAAAAGAGAUAAGGUAUCAAAAAGCCUUUAGAUCUGAGUUACUGUAGCUUUUUAAUACGGUACUUUUAAGCCUACAGUAUAAAAAAUAAUUCCAGGCGACGCUGACGGAUCUGGAGCGUGACGUCAAGAACAUGAACGACUCGGACGCCCAGCUGAAGGCCAACUUCAUGGAUCUGAAAGAGUGGGACGCCGUUCUCGACAAGACCGACGAGUUCUUCCAGGGUGUACGUCUUCAAGGAAUUCUAGAAUCUCCUAGUCCAUUCCAACUUCUAGUCUGUGAAAAAAAAGCUGGAGUUUCUACAGAGAUUCUUAAAGGAUACCUAGGGUCUUAAAACUGUUUCUGAAAGGUCUGAAAGAGCAUGAAGAAUGCCUAGAAGAGACAAGCGACAUUUUUCGCUUCGAGACCUUUGUCCAUGCGCCUUUAAUACUCUGAAAGAAAAUCUAGAAAGACUAUAAGUUGGAAUGGCUUAAAAAAGGGCCUUUACAGGGCGUUGACGACCUGGCUCAAGAAGAGUUUGAUGUGCAGGAGGAGGGCGAGAUCGUCGCCAAAGUCGACAAGGCGCCAGUCAAGUGCGUUGAUUUUCUUUAUCUAUUUUUAGAAGUUGGGAUUCAGGAGAAGGUUUUUCCAAGUUAGGCUAGAAUUUCUCUGUCCAGUAUGAUUAUUUUGAAAAAAAUUUUUGAGUUCCAGGGAAGUUAGAACUUCUUGUGCUUGCUAGGAAAAGCUCUAGUGAACCCUUAAGUGGCUCCUCAAGGGCUACUUGGAGAGGAAGCCCCUGUAUAAGUUACUUUUAUGAGUGUCAGUGGUCACUAUAGUAGCGAUAAGUGGUCUAGUAGCACCCCUUGGACUUCUCAAAAAGCCCCUUAAGGGGUCACUAAUUCUACUACUAGAGUGGCCACUAAAACAACCUCUGUAGAAGUCAAUAUUAUGCAGGUUAGUGGCCACUAUAGUAGCGAUAAGUGGUCUGGUAGCACCCCUUAGACUUCUAAAGGGGCCACUUAAGUGCUAACUAAUUCUACUACUAUAGAGGCCACUACAAUUACCUCUACAGAAGUCACUACCAUUUGUGUCAGUGCUCACUAUAGUAGCGAUGAGUGGUCUAGUAGCACCCCUUGGACUUCUCAAGAGGACACUUAAGUGGUCACUAAUACGACUACUAUAAUAGGGACCACUGAAACUUCAAAAACCUUAAGUGGUCCCUGAAAUUCUGUAACUGCAUUUAGAAACAAAACUGAAUUUUAAUUUUGAGGUUCAGUAGUUCAAAUCGAUCUUAACCAGAAAUUUUUCAAUUUUGCGACUUUCGAAACUUUUUCGUAAUGAUUAGUGAGCCAUGGACGACGAAUAUUCCCUCAUUUUCAAACAAAAAUUUACAUUUUAAGGUUUAAGAUUAGUUAUUUUUCUCUGCCGGAGGGUUAAGAAAAGUUUUUCAGUCUUAUUAGGCCAAACUAAGCUUCUGGACAACUCCUGGACUUCAGAGAAGCUUCCAAAAGUCAUUUUUCCAGCUACCUGGUCGGAAUCAUCCGCCGGGAGCAGCUCAACGGCUUCGAAAGGGUUCUCUGGCGUGCCUGCCAUCAUACCGCCUACCUCAGAAGUGCUGAUGUCGCUGAACCCUUGGAAGAUGCCAAUGUAACUGAAGCCGUCAAAAAAAUCAAGCUGAAUGAUGUUUCAGGGCGAGAAAGUCCACAAGGCGGCGUUCAUCGUCUUCCUCAAGGGCGACCGGAUGAGAACCAUCGUCGAGAAGGUCUGCGACGGCUUCAAGGCCAGGCUCUUCAAGAACUGCCCCAAGACGUUCAAGGCAAGGAGAUGAGCCAAGAACAUUGAGAAGAUUGGGGAUUCAGGAACGCCAGUCGGCGAGGAACGACGUCCGCGCCAGGAUUCAGGACCUUCAGACGGUCAUCGGACAGACGAGGGAACAUCGUUACAGGGUCCUUCAAGCCGCCGCGAACAACCACAAUCAGUGGCUGAAGCAGGUAUGAAAAUGGCUUUCGCGAAAAACGGAUAAAACGAGUUUCGAAGUGGUCACUUAAGAGUACUAAGGCCGCUUCAGAAGUUUCUGCACCUUCCAAGUGGCCACUUGAGAGGGCUGGAACCGCUUAGGACGUUUCUGCCCAUCUCAAGUAGUCACUUAAGAAUGCUGCAGUCGCUUAACCUUCUCUGGACAUUUCUGAACAUUUCAAGUAGUCCCUUAAGAGGGCUGAAGCCGCUUCGAAGGUGUCUGCGCCUUCCAAGUAGUCACUUGAGAGUUCUGAAGCCGCUGAAGUUGAUUUGGACGUUUUUGAACUUUCCAAGUAGUCACUUAUGAAUUCUGAAGCUGCUUCGGACGUUUCUGAGAAUCCUAAGUACUCACUUAAGAGUGCUGAAGCCGCUUCGGACGUUCCUGCACCUUCCAAGCAGUCACUUGAGAGUGCUGAAGCCGCAAAACUGCUUCGGACGUUUCCGAGCAUUCCAAGUAGUCACUUAAGAGCUCUGACGCCGCUAAACCCUCUUUGGACGUUUCUGAACUUUCCAAGCAGUCACUUGAGAGUUCUGAAGCCGUUCAAGCUGAUUUGGACGUUUUUGAACUUUCCAAGUGGUCCCUUAAGAGUUCCGAGUCCGCUGAAGCCGCUUCGGACGUUUCUGAACUUUCCAAGUAGUCACUCAAGGUCUGCUAACCGCUCCGAAAUAGUUCAAAUUCUGGCGUUUCUGUUUCAAAAUUAGCCAUAGGGCGCACUUGAACGGUAUUCGAGUGGUUUUAUAACAAUUUUAAAGAAAAAUAAUAAGAAAAUCAGAGUUUUGGUGAGAAAAUCUUGUUUUGAAGAUCAUAAAAAGUACAUUAUUGUGAAGAUAACGACUUUCAGAUUUUUUUUAAACGUUAUACAGUACUGGCCAUAAAGGUAUUUCAAAGUGGUUAUUCGAGCAUAACUUCUCUGAAAGUGGCUCAAAUGACUUGAAACUUUGCGAAAAUUUCAAAUAGCUACGCAGUAACUUUUUCCCCAAAAAAAGAACUUAUUUGCUCGAGUCAGACCGGAUUUGGGAGCAAAAAAACCAAAAAAAUCGUGAAAAAUCAAGAUUUUUUUCUCUUGAGAUUCGAAAAAAAUCAUAUCUUCAAAGAAACUUCGUUUUCGAACCAGAAACUUUUUUUCCCCAGUAAAACAAGUCUUCGGCUUUCCAAAAAAACCUAAUCAGCCCCUCACCAACCCGAUAGUAAGAGCGUAGUGACUUUUUUCUUCGGAAGGCCCUUGCGUUUUGACGCCUCCUCAUUCAAAUGGUCUAUACAAGGGCAUUUUUUUGUUUGAGAACACCCUGUAUCAUGUUGAAAAAAACUUUGAAACACCCUCAAAAAAAUAGUUCAACACUGAUUUCUUCAGCUUUCUCACUUUCUCUGCUCUCCAGAACUCACUAACUUUACUAGGACCGAUUUUUGAAAUCUCUGAUUUGAAGCGGUUAUGCUCCUUUUUUUAAAAUCAGAAAAUUCUCGAUUUCUCCAUUCAGAUUUCAGAGCUUUUUUAGAACCUUGAUGAAUGAAAAUAAAAAGAAGACCCACUGUGUUUUUGCUUACCUAUUCAAAAGAUACAGUGAGUUUUACUGAGUUUCUUAAAGUUCUCAAAACUUCGCUUCAGCAAGUGUUGCUUAGAGGGCUCCAAAUCUUGUGGAAGAUGAUAAAAAAACCCCUUUUUUUCAUAUUUUUAAAAUGUUUUUAGAUCAUGAGAUAAAUUUGUAACUCCUCUUUCUAGCUCUCAAAUCAAAGAUAGGCACUGUAUAAAGUUUCUUUAAAUUUUUAUGUGAAAAUAAGUUUUUUUGAUCUUGUGAAACUAAUGCUUUUAGCAAAAAAUUAGCAGUCUUCAGGAACUAAGAGCCUGCAAUUUAGCCAAUAUUUAUUUUCAAAUUCACGAUUGAAAAGCGAUUGUUCAGAUAUAAACUACUUUGAACGCCCGAAAGUUCAAAAAAACUGUUCAAAUCAGAGGUUUCAAAAUCGGUCCUAGUAAAGCUAGUGAGUUCUGGAAAGCAGAUAAAGAUUCGAAAAAUCAUAUCUUCAAAGAAACUUCGUUUUCGAACCAGAAACUUUUUUCCCCAGUAAAACAAGUCUUCGGCUUUCCAAAAAACCUAAUCAGCCCCUCACCAACCCGAUAGUAAGAGCGUAGUGACUUUUUCUUCGGAAGGCCUUUCCGUUUUAACGCCUCGUCAUUCAAAUGGUCUAUACAAGGGCAUUUUUGUUUGAGAACACCCUGUAUCAUGUUGAAAAAAACUUUGAAAAAAACCUUCAAAAAUAGUUUAACACUGAUUUCUUCAGCUUUCUCACUUUAUCUGCUUUCCAGAACUCACUAGCUUUACUAGGACCGAUUUUUGAAACCUCUGAUUUGAACAGUUUUUUUGAACUUUCGGGCGUUCAAAGUAGUUUAUAUCUGAACAAUCGCUUUUUCAAUCGUGAAUUUGAAAAUAAAUAUUGGCUAAAUUGCAGGCUCUUAGUUCCUGAAGACUGCUAAUUUUUUUGCUAAAAGCAUUAGUUUCACAAGAUCAAAAAAACUUAUUUUUCACAUAAAAUUUAAAGAAACUUUAUACAGUGCCUAUCUUUGAUUUGAGAGCUAGAAAGAGGAGUUACAAAUUUAUCUCAUGAUCUAAAAACAUUUUUAAAAUAUGAAAAAGGGGUUUUUUUAUCAUCUUCCACAAGAUUUGGAGCCCUCUAAGCAACACUUGCUGAAGCGAAGUUUUGAGAACUUUAAGAAACUCAGUAAAACUCACUGUAUCUUUUUGAAUAGGUAAGCAAAAACACAGUGGGUCUUCUUUUAUUUUCAUUCAUCAAGGUUCUAAAAAAAGCUCUGAAAUCUGAAUGGAGAAAUCGAGAAUUUUUCUGAUUUUAAAAAAGGAGCAUAACCGCUUCAAAUCAGAGAUUUCAAAAUCGGUCCUAGUAAAGUUAGUGAGUUCUGGAGAGCAGAGAAAGUGAGAAAGCUGAAGAAAUCAGUGUUGAACUAUUUUUGAGGGUGUUUCAAAGUUUUUCAACAUGAUACAGGGUGUUCUCAAACAAAAAUGCCCUUGUAUAGACCAUUUGAAUGAGGAGCGUCAAAACGCAAGGGCCUUCCGAAGAAAAAGUCACUACGCUCUUACUAUCGGGUUGGUGAGGGGCUGAUUAGGUUUUUUGGAAAGCCGAAGACUUGUUUUACUGGGGAAAAAAAGUUUCUGGUUCGAAAACGAAGUUUCUUUUGAAGAUAUGAUUUUUUUCGAAUCUCAAGAGAAAAAAAUCUUGAUUUUUCACGAUUUUUUUGGUUUUUUUGCUCCCAAAUCCGGUCUGACUUGAGCAAAUAAGUUCUUUUUUUCGGGAAAAAGUUACUGCGUAGCUAUUUGAAAUUUUCGCAAAGUUUCAAGUCAUUUGAGCCACUUUCAGAGAAGUUAUGCUCGAAUAACCACUUUGAAAUACCUUUAUGGCCAGUACUGUAAAUUAACAUUUUUCCUAAAUUUUAAAUUUGAAACCUUAUUUUUCUCCAAAUAGAGCUGCUUAACGAGUUGAGCCAUUGAAAAAAGGUCCUGACACGAUUUGAAAAAAAAUAGACAGUGCUUAAUUGGUGGAGAGCGCAGACAAGCCCUUAGUCGUGAAAACUGAUUUUUUAGGUCCGCAUGCAAAAGACGGUCUACCAUCACCUGAACCUCUUCACGUUCGAUGGAAUCGGCCGAUUUUUCGUCGCCGAAUGUUGGAUCCCACUGAAACACAUCGAUGAUGUCCGACGGGCCAUUGAAACUGGAGCUGUUCGUUUUGAAAACACCUUCUUUCAAAUGAUUCCAACUCCUAGGAGCGCUCGGGAGCCAGCGUGAAGCCGGUGCUGAACAUCCUGGAGACGUCGGUCGAGCCGCCGACCUACAACGAGACCAACAAGUUCACCGCCGUCUUCCAAGGGAUCGUCGAUUCGUACGGAAUCGCGACGUAUCGAGAACUCAACCCGGCGCCCUACACCAUCAUCUCGUUCCCGUUCUUGUUCUCCUGCAUGUUCGGAGACCUGGGCCACGGCGUCGUCAUGUUCAUGUCCGGACUCUGGAUGGUCCUCAGGGAGAAGGCCCUCAUCGCCAGGAACAUCAAGGAUGAGGUUAUUGUACUUUCCGAUCUCGUCGAACAACUUUUUCCAGAUCUUCGGCAUGUUCUUCGGCGGCCGGUACAUCAUCCUGUUGAUGGGUCUGUUCUCAAUUCACGCUGGGAUCAUCUACAACGACAUGUUCGCCAAGUCGUUCAACAUCUUCGGCUCGUCCUGGAAGAAUCCAUACUCUCACGACUCCAUCGCGACUUGGCUGAACCAAAGCACCCACGGCAAGGAGAUGCUCCUGGAGGUGAGCUGAACUCGUUGAACUUGGCCUGAAACCAAAAAUUGUUCAGCUACCGCCCGAAAUCGCCUACCAACACAGCAUGGGCCCGUAUCCGUUCGGCGUCGACCCCAUCUGGAACAUCGCCGACAACAAACUGAACUUCUUGAACUCGAUGAAGAUGAAGCUGUCGGUGAUCAUCGGCAUCACUCAGAUGACCUUCGGUGUCAUCCUCAGCUUCUUCAAUCAUAGGUUUCCAGAAAAAUGGAGCCUUUUUGUACAUGAUCUUCAAGGUUCUUCAAAUCGAAUAUCGACAUCUACACCGUUUUCAUCCCCCAAAUACUCUUCAUGGCUUGCAUUUUCAUGUACCUUUGCUUACAGGUGCGUUUUCUGAGGCUACUGUAUUUUUGAAGUCUGCAAAUUAGCGGGAAGGUGUGUGCCUUUCUUCAUUGAAAGUGCGCAACAGUCUUCUUUGAUUUUUGUAAAACAAAACUCUUACGGAAAAAAACUUACUUUUUUUGAAAAAAAGGUGUAAAAAAAUACAAUUUUCAGAGAUUUUUUUGUAAUAGGUGGGGUUUUAUUUCCUUCGUGACUCUUUGAAUCCAAGUUUUAUCAAUUUCGUAAUAACUUUUAGAGUUUACCGAGAAGUCUUCUAACAGUUUUUAUAAUUUUUCCAAAGUUUUUUUCUGAUUCUUUUUGAAACGUAUUCUGUCCUUCAUUUUUAAAGAGUUCAAUUUUUCUCGAUAUUAGGACAGAUAAUGAUUUUUAAGCUCAUUGAAAUUAACCCAAUUCGAAUUUCAGUUCUUUCAAACUAUUUUCCAAAGUUUCCGGCUUUGAAAAAGAAAUAAAAUAAAAUGUAAAGCUACUGUAUUUGCCGGUUCCGUGAAAGUACGUACCCGUGUGAAUUGUGUUUUUUUGGAAAAAGUUUCGGAAAUUCAUUUUUGUUUUUGUUUUUUUGAUGUAUUCAACAACGUAUAACUAUUUUUUUGAAUAACUGUACAAUUUAGUUGAUAGUUUUUCUUGGAACGUUUCCUAUAAUUUUUUUAUAAAAAAAUCAAUUUUUUUCUAAUUUUUUUGCGUAACUUUUUUUAGACCAAUUUUUUUCAAAAAAAGUUGCAUGAAAAAUUUUUUUAAACUUUCGGUUUAUCUAUAAAAAGAAGACAUUUUUUUGCAUUAUCGAUUUUUUUCCAGGGUUUUCUUCGAAAAUUUUUUUAAUUUUUGAAUGUUAAAAAAAUAUUUUUAAAAAAAGUAAAAUUUAAAAAUGGAGUUCUAUUUUUUUCAGAAAUUUUUUUCUCAUUUUUUUCUCUUGUUCCCGCUGUCAAUGAAGCUAUAGCCAGUUUGGAAAGCUGAAAAGAUUUUUGUAUAAAAAAAUGCUUUGAAAUUAGAUUUUUUUAUAAUUGUAUCGCGAAAAUUGUAUUCUUUUUCGCGCUUUUUUUAUUUUUGAAAUUUCCAUUUUGCGACAAACUCUUCAUUUUAUCGUCAGUUUUACAUUAAAGAAUGGAGAAAAAGUCUGGUAAUUCUGAAUGUUUCAGAUCAUCCUUAAAUGGAUCUUCUUCUGGACCGUCGAAGACACCAUUUUCGGCCUCACUUAUCCUGGCUCCCAUUGCGCUCCAUCUCUCUUGGUUUCUAGAUAAUUCUUCGAAGAUUUAUCGAUAAAAUGUCAAUUUUAGAUUGGCCUCAUCAACAUGUUCAUGAUGAAAGACCGAGCCGUUGGAUUCGUCGAUGAAUCGGUAGUUUUUAAAAGUUAUUUUUCUGAAGACACUGAAUUUUUUUCAGGCUGGUAAGGUGAAUGGAAUGUGGAAGGAGGUUGACACUUGCUACCUGAGCCAGUGGUAUCCGGGACAGGUGAAUAAUUGUGUAAAAUGGCCGAAAUUCAUUUGAACAGUCUAUUUUCAGUGAAAAAUUUGAAUAGCAUUGCAGAAAAUUUUUUUUUCAGAUUUUGAUACAUUUUAUGCGUUAUGAAAUCAAAUUGCUUGAAGAACUUGACAAAAAAAACCAGAACUUUUCAUUUUUUUUGUUCAAAUUACUUAGGAACUCCAGAGUGGCCACUAUAGGGGCGACAUUGAAGGCCUUGAGGUGCACCACCAGGGACCAAUUUACCAACCACUAUAGGGGGUACUGAAGCUUGCAAAAGUGGUCCCUAUAGGGGACAGGCUAGUCGAUCAUUUUUAUGAACUCGAAGAAGCAUUCUCAUGAGAAAACUGAGAAAUUUUGAAUGAAAUUGAACGACCCCUAUAGGGGCCAUUUGAGCUUUAGGAGCCACGAAGUCACAUCCUAAACCCCUAUAGGGACCACCUUGAUUUUACCCCUAUAGAGACCGCUUUUUCGGUCCUUAAAGGGGCUUUUUUCUCCCUUACUCCUAUAGGGAUCACUCUUUAAUUCCUAAGUAUGAUCCGAGUUACACAUCUUCAAAAAGAAAAUGCAGAAUUUUUCAGUUUUUCCAAACUUUGGUUUGAAUUUUCCAAAGUUACAAUAUCAGUCUUUUGUUGACAAAUUUGAAGAUGAUAAGUUUUUUGAUUUUGAUUUAAAAAAGCAAGUAAUUUGUUAAAAACUGAUUUCAGAGCAUCGUCGAGAUGGUUCUUGUCGUCGUCGCCGUUUUGUGCAUUCCGAUCAUGUUGGCCGGAAAACCACUGCACCAUUGGCUUCAGGAACGCAAAAAGAAGAAGGAGCUUCAUGGAAACCAUGUACGGAUCAAAAUAAUUUGUUAUGUGUAGCGAAAUAACAUGUGAAAAUUGAGAAAUGGGUGAAAAUCCCUGAUUUCAGCUCAUUUUUUCAGGAAAAAAGGGUUAUUUUUUGAAAAUUUCAGGCUUUGAACAAGCUUUUCGAUAGAUUCAGAUUAAAGCUCGUAGACAAUUUCGAGAUCUUCUCGAAAAAAAAAAACAAAACAAAUUCCAGACGGUCCGCGCCAACGUCGUCGCCGACAACUCGGAAAUCGUCCUGAACGGCGGCGCCAAAAAGUCGGAAAACCACGAGUCCGCUGCACCUGCCAGUGGAGGAUCUGGUGGUGGCCAUCACGGUGAAGAAGUACGGCUAUUUUUAACGUCAUCAGUUGAAAUUGAAAUGUUUGAAGGCUCUCGGCGACGUCAUCGUCCAUCAGGCCAUUCACACGAUUGAGUACGUCCUCGGAUGCGUUUCUCACACCGCCUCGUACCUCCGUCUUUGGGCGCUCUCUCUUGCCCAUGCUCGUACGUUUGUUUUAUGUUUAGCUUGAAAAAAAAUGUAUUUAUUUUGUAUCUAAAUUGCUCAAAAUUGUCUAUUCAGGCUUUUUGACGCGAUUCUGAAUGUGUAAAAACUUUCGAAAAAAGCAAAAAGCCAAUCUAUUAGACAUUUGGCGGCAUUUACCAUGUGCCAGAGCCCCUAGGACUCGUCUUGGAAGCGUGGCGCAGUUGGUAAACAUGUAGAUUACAAAGUAAAGGUUGAUGGUUCGGAUCCUCAGGACGGAAAACUUUUUUUGCAGAUUUUUGAAAACGUUUUUCCAUCAUUUUUGAAGAGGAAAUAGUACAUAUAUUGAUUUUAAUAAUUGAAAACGUGUCUUCAAGCUGUUUUAACGCGAUUUUGACUGUUUAAAAAUUUCCAUUAGGCAAAAAGCCGUUCUGUUAGACAUUUGACAGCAUGUACCAUGCGCUAAAGCUUAAAAGCUUCUCUUAGACGUGUGGAUCAGUUGGUAGACCCUCUGAUUACAAUGUGAGGGUCGAAGGUUCGGAUCCUCAAGGCCGCAAACUUUUUUUGCUAAUUUGGAAGUGUUAAAAGUGUUUUUUUUUCAUUAUUUUUUCUGUGGAUGGAAAGGAGGAAAAUGAGAUUUGGCCAUUUUAUCGGUGUUAACAACGAACUUCCUGAUAAUACCUCCUGAUAAUUAUAAAUAGGGGAAAAAAGUUGUGCGAGAUCCACCAUGGAAGCCAGUGCGAAAUGAAUAAAAACGACUUCUUGGCGAAAUUCGUGAAACAUAGGUUCAUAGGCAGAGGCUUGUAGGUUCAAUUCCACUCUGCGUUUUUGCAACAAAAAAACCAACGCAUUAAGAUAAAUCAGAACAAAGAGCAUGAGCAGAGGCUUGCAGUAGUGUGCAGCUACUCUUUUUCCAGGAUUUUCCAUCAGAAAACUUAGAACUCUGGAACAUUUUUCUUGUUCCAGAACUCUCCGAAGUCCUGUGGCACAUGGUGUUCGUCAGCGGAGGUCUUUCCAUGAACGGGACCGUCGGUUUCAUCGCCACCUUCGUCGUCUUCUUCUUCUUCUUCUUCCUGACCGUCUCGAUCCUCGUCCUCAUGGAAGGUCUCUCGGCGUUCCUGCACGCUCUCCGUCUCCACUGGUAGCUCUAUCUCUCGCAGAAAGACACCAAAAUGACGUGUUGUUCAGGGUCGAGUUCCAGUCGAAGUUCUACCUGGGCCUAGGAUACGCCUUCGUGCCGUUCUCCUUCAAAGAAGCCCUCAGCCAGGCCGAAGCUUCGAGCCAAGCCGCCUCAUCUUAG
This is a messenger RNA of Caenorhabditis auriculariae, 13171 nucleotides long. The record is from the annotation of a GenBank genome assembly. NCBI's taxonomy places the organism in Eukaryota, Metazoa, Nematoda, Chromadorea, Rhabditida, Rhabditidae.